Messenger RNA from Myripristis murdjan (pinecone soldierfish), 324 nucleotides. RefSeq names its product chromosome 15 C10orf53 homolog (gene c15h10orf53). The transcript is spliced from 3 exons. Bases 32 to 310 code for a protein of 92 amino acids. The record is from RefSeq and is a predicted model, not a curated record. Lineage: Eukaryota; Metazoa; Chordata; Actinopteri; Holocentriformes; Holocentridae.
GGUGCGUGCGAAACGCAGGGUGAAAUCAACAAUGCCCAGAAACGCACAGGUGACCGUGCGCUUUGGCCCGUAUGAGUCCAGCGGGCUAGUGGCGCACAGGACUUUCCGUCUGCAGGGGCUCCAGGCUGCAUUGAGAGAAGGUGGGCAUCAGUGUGUCUUGGAGGAAACGCAUGAGUGGAACACAGUGGAGCUCGUGGUCAACGGGGAGAGCGUCUACACCUGUGAUAUAAAGCAACUGCAGUUUGGUGGAGAUGGUAAACUGGAUCCUCUUUGCAAAGAAGCUGUGGUUGCUGUGGAGAAUGCUUACUGAAGAUAUGAAGCUGG